AUGCAUUGUUGGAUGAUUCUAUUGUUGGCGCCGUUUUGUCGGAGGAGAAAAUAUGGAAUCGUGAAAUGAAGACGAAGAAUGAUCAAGCGAAAGUCGAUCCGCUCGGAGUGACAAAAACGGAUGACGGAGGACUUUCGAAUAUACAAAAGUUAAGGAAAGUUCUUUUGAGUAAUUAUGAUAAAAUGACUCGUCCCGUUCUUCAUCAUACAAACAUCACUCACGUAGAAGUGACUCUCAGACCAUUCUAUAUAAGCGAAUUGUUCACUAAUAACUCUUCCUGUAAUUUCAGUUCUCCAACAAUGGAUGUAGAUCCAUUUGCAAACACAGAUGUUAUAGUAAAUAAUGAUGGAACUGUAAAAUGGUCUCCUCCAGCCACCAUUCGAAAUAUUUGCUUCCUAGAUUAUAGAGAUUAUCCAAGAGACGAACAGACUUGUAGAGUUAUAUUUGGAUCGUGGUCUCAACACGGUUUCGCCAUCAACAUAACUCUCGGAGAAAAAAUUGUAGAUAUGAAAAGUUUCAGAAAUACUAAUCCACAUUGGGAAUUAAUUGAUAUAACGUCGUUUCAACGCACUAAGUAUUACAGCUGUUGUCCGGAACCUUACGUCACUCUCGAAUACACGGUCAAACUUAAACGAAGACCAACCAUUGAACAACAAUUGGAAUGGGUAUUGUCCGUCGCAAUUGUUAUUUUAACUCUCGCAGUAUUUUGGCUUCCUCCCACUUCUGAAACUAAAUUAACUAUCGGCAGCAUCAAUAUUCUUACGAUAACUGGGCUUUUAAUGUACUUGGCUUCUCAAACUAAAUCUGUAUCUUCUCUUCCUUACAUAGCUCGAUUACUUAAUUUCUCUCUAUAUACUGUGACUUCGGCCAUGAUAUUAGAAAUCGUCGUAAUAAACAUGGCAUUAGUGUUUGGUCCUUGUUAUCCACCCGAACAAAUCUACGAUUUUAUAUCAGGAACACUUGGACGUUUCCUUCUAUUAGAAAUAGCUCAGCCACCUUCGGAUGAUGGAAAAACUUCGUGCAGAAAACAAUGGUUAACAGUAGCAACGAUGGUAGAUCGAGUUUUAUUUUUCAUUUAUCUUAUUGUUUUACUGGCUAUACCGAAAACUGGCUAAUUUAUUAUUUGAUGUGGUUAAGAAUAUAACUAAUUUAGAUUACGUUUAAUUAUAUUAUUAUUUUGUUGAAAUGUUUUGUGAGAAAUAAAUUUAGAAAUUAAAUAAUUUGCUGACUCGUAAUUGAAUUUUAUACGGUAUUGUAUAUUAGAUAAAAGUUAUUAGAUAGU
Centruroides sculpturatus (bark scorpion) is the source of this 1282-nucleotide messenger RNA. Its product is annotated as neuronal acetylcholine receptor subunit alpha-7-like. Gene Ontology annotation, biological process: chemical synaptic transmission; regulation of membrane potential; nervous system process. Gene Ontology annotation, molecular function: extracellular ligand-gated monoatomic ion channel activity; neurotransmitter receptor activity; transmembrane signaling receptor activity. The transcript is spliced from 4 exons. The record is from RefSeq and is a predicted model, not a curated record. Gene Ontology annotation, cellular component: synapse; neuron projection; membrane. The coding region runs from base 66 to 1115 and encodes 349 amino acids. Lineage: Eukaryota; Metazoa; Arthropoda; Arachnida; Scorpiones; Buthidae.